Molecule: messenger RNA, 834 nt
Organism: Symbiodinium natans
Lineage: Eukaryota; Dinophyceae; Suessiales; Symbiodiniaceae
Source: the annotation of a GenBank genome assembly
AUGGAAGCUGGACAUGAACGGGCUGUCACCUCGCCAAAGUCGCAGCUGCUGGCGAACACAGUUCUUGUCUGGUGCUUCGAGGGCGCCAUGAAGCAAGAUACUCACGAGCAGCGUGUUAUGCUGCGGGGCAUCGCUGAGAGCUAUGGCUGGAAGUGCUUCUUCUGCAAGAAAGCGGCGACCUUCCUCAGGUGGCUGGAGGGAAGGUCGGACUCGUCGGUCGUGCUCAUCGCGGACUGGAGGGAAGUGAAGCCCAUCUCGGAGGGGAUCCCGCUCGAGCAGCAGACAGAUGUCCACAUCUACAUCUCGCCGCGAUGCGAGAAGGCCUACCUCAACGCGAAGAGCUGGGUCCAGGGGCAGACCAGGUUCAAGCAGAUCUCCCUUCUUGCGGACCUUUCUCAGAAUUCUGUGGCUGAACUAGCCUGGCGUUGUUUUUCGAUGGGCGCGGGCGCGCAUGAAGAAGGCCCACGAAAGCCAGAUUGGACAGUUGCUGUGGAGAAGGAGCCGAUGUAUCAGUCCGAGCAGAUCAAUGGCAAGCCGUUUGACAUACCGGGGCUAUCUUGCGAGACAAUUGCUGCGGAGAAUGUGCCGUUGUAUCACUAUGAGCAGAUCAAUGACAAGCCCUUGGAGAUAUCUGGGCUAUCUUGCGAGACAAUUGCUGCGGAGAAUGUGCCGUUGUAUCACUGUGAGCAGAUCAAUGGCAAGCCCUUGGACAUAUCUUGGCUAUCUUACGGAAGCCUUGUCAAGCUGCUGCAGAAUCCCCAGAUGGCCGCUGUGGUCGAACAAGUCUUGAAGCAGGUGAUGCGCGAAACCCGCAACGAGCCCUAUGAAGACUGA